Messenger RNA from Daphnia pulex (common water flea), 2576 nucleotides. RefSeq names its product epidermal growth factor receptor-like. Bases 158 to 2542 code for a protein of 794 amino acids. Gene Ontology annotation, cellular component: signaling receptor complex; basal plasma membrane. The transcript has 7 exons. The record is from RefSeq and is a predicted model, not a curated record. Gene Ontology annotation, biological process: positive regulation of cell population proliferation; positive regulation of kinase activity; multicellular organism development. Gene Ontology annotation, molecular function: transmembrane receptor protein tyrosine kinase activity. NCBI's taxonomy places the organism in Eukaryota, Metazoa, Arthropoda, Branchiopoda, Diplostraca, Daphniidae.
UCAUCAAUGUGAAUAAGGUUAUCUUUUCUUUAGCAGAACCCCCAAUCUUGAUUGAAUGUUAUUGUUAGAUAGCACAGAAUCAGAAUCGUCGCUCGUGCUUAUUAUUUUAUUUGAUUUCCAGCAGUUGCGCAUGCAUGAGAGACCGAAUUAAUUGAGAAUGUUUCUACCUAGCUUGAAACUACAUUUGCUCUUUUGCUUGAGUGGCGUAUUGCUAUUUUACAUGUCAGACAGUUCAGCAGUCGGAUUGAGCAACGUCCAUGAUCAGAUUUCAAUUGAUGAUGCCCGAAAAGAAGAAAAAGUUUGCGUUGGUACCAGCAGCCGGAUGUCGGUUCCUUCUAACCGGUCUGCUCACUAUCUAAAUUUACGCGAUAACUACACAAAUUGCACGUACAUUGAUGGCAAUCUGGAGCUGACUUGGCUCCAGGAGGAAUCCUUGGAUCUAACUUUUUUGCAACACAUUCGAGAAGUCACCGGUUACGUUCUCAUCUCUUACGUCGACGUCCGGCGAUUUGUCUUGCCCGCUUUACAAAUUAUACGCGGACGGACGCUCUUCAAAUAUAACACCCAUGGCGACGAAGGAUUCGCCCUAAUUGUCAUCCUCUCCAAAAUGCACACUUUGGAAAUGCCCGCUCUAAGAGACAUUUUGGCUGGAAGUUGCGGGAUGUUCAACAACUACAACUUGUGCCACGUGAAAACCAUCAACUGGGAGGAGAUCAUCACGGGUUCGGGAUCGAAAUUCGUUAACGUUUACAAUUUUACGGAUCCGGAGCGGGACUGCCCGCCAUGCCAUGAUUCGUGUGAGGGCGGUUGUUGGGGCGAAGGUGCCGAAAAUUGCCAGAAAUUUUCCAAAAUCAAUUGCAGCUCUGAGUGCAAUCAAGGCCGAUGUUUCGGACCGAAGUCAAGUGAAUGCUGCCAUUCGUUUUGCAUUGGUGGCUGCACCGGACCCAAACCAAGCGAUUGUUUGGCUUGUCGCAAUUUCUCAGACGAUGGCGUCUGCAAACAAAAAUGUCCUGCAACGCAGCGCUACAAUCCCAUCACCCACUCGUGGGAGACGAACCCAGAAGCAAAAUUUGCAUAUGGCUCUAGUUGCGUCAAAACAUGUCCCGAAAAUUUCCUCAGAGACGAUGAUACUUGCGUCCGCGUUAUUUGUCCACCCAAGAAGAUGGCCGUCGACGGAGAGUGUGUUAUCUGCGACGGACCGUGUCCAAAGACAUGCAAGGGCGUCGAGUUUGUUCAUGUUGGAAACAUUGAGAGCUUUAGAAACUGUACCGUCAUUGAAGGAUCCCUAACGAUCAUCGACCAUUCGUUUACCGGUUUCCAACAUAUUUAUCCAAAUUUCACGUUCGGCCCGCGUUAUCCGCUAAUGCAUCCAAAUCGGCUGGAAGUUUUUUCCACCCUUCAGGAAAUCACUGGAUUUUUCAAUAUUGAGGCUUCGCACGAAGAUUUCAAAAAUUUGUUUUAUUUCCGCAACUUGGAGAAGAUUGGCGGCAGUCAAUUGACUGAGUACUUUUCGUCAUUGUUUAUAUACAAGACGUCGUUACAAUCGUUGAACUUGCGCUCUCUAAAAACGAUCAAUUUCGGAAGUGCCACUUUCCUGGGAAACAAGCAACUCUGCUUCGCCGACAGCAUCAACUGGACCAAAAUCAUGAAGUCGCUUUUACACGAGGCUCUCUCCGUCGAUAACAAACCUUGGGAGAAGUGCAAAGCGUCUGGAUUCGUCUGUAGCACCCAAUGUUCCCUUGAUGGCUGCUGGGGUCUUGGACCCGGCGAAUGUCUUUCAUGCGCCCAUUUUCAACUGGACGAAACGUGCAUUAAAAGUUGCGACCCUAACUUAGGAAUUUACAGGUCAACCCCUAAACUUUGCAAAUAUUGCCAUCACGAAUGCGAUUCUUGCACGGGUCCAGGGCCUGGAAAUUGCACAGCUUGCAAAAAUGCCAAAGAUGGACCAUACUGUGUCCCAUCUUGCCCGAUGGGAAAGUUCAACGAUAGCGGAAAAUGUUCUCCGUGUCACGAGAAUUGUGUCGACGGUUGCACAGGACCAGAGAACAAUAUCGGACCAAGCGGUUGCAGCUCUUGCGAUAAAGCCAUUAUUAAAAGCGACGGCGAAGUGGAACGUUGCUUGGAAAAGGCGGAAACGUGCCCGGAUGGAUACUACAACGAUUGGGUUAAGUUGCAGGAGCAAGGUCCACUGAAAGCGCUGAUAGGCGCUGCUAUCUGUCGCAAAUGUCACUCGCGAUGCGAAAAGUGCAAUGGUUAUGGCUUUCACGAAACGGUGUGCCACGAAUGCUCAAAGUACAAGCACGGCGAAGUUUGUGAAGACGAAUGCCCACAAGAUUAUUAUGCCGACGAGGAGAGCCGCACAUGCUUAAGAUGCGCCAAUGAAUGUCAGGGUUGCACGGGACCAAGUGCUAACCAGUGUCUGAGUUGUCGAAAUGUCAGCACUACGCUACAGUUCAACUGCAUCGCUAGUCAAUCGAAUCGGCUCAGCUUUCAGCGCUUGAUUUUACUCCCUUUUCUGAUAAUUUUGUGGUUUUUUAAAUAAAAAAGAACGAUCUGGCAUAAACUUAAAGAACGAA